AUGGCAUCUUCACUAACCCUAAGGCGCCUCCUCAUGCCAAAAUCCCUUGCUCCAAUAUCAUCAUCGACUCGCUCUAUCACCACCACCCUGUCGGCUGCCGCCAAGCACUUCAUCUCCACUGCUCCUGCUGAUUACGGCGACGACGGCGAGGGGGAGUGGUACACGCAGGAGACGGACAAAGCUUAUUAUGUGAGGUUGAAUUUGCCGGAAUAUGAGAAAAAAGACGUGAAGGUGGACGUGGACCGAAAAGAGAACAUUCUUACCGUCACUGGCCGGGCCGGGCAUGGCAGGCAUUGGACCUCUUAUGACCUGCCGGAGGAAUGCAUCAUCGAUUACACCAAGGCAGAGAUGAACGACGGCGUGCUGAAGGUUGUUGUGCCUAAGGUCCUCGAUGAAGACGAGGAUCAGAAGAGUGAAAGCUUUAGUGUCCACAUAGAGUAG
This is a messenger RNA of Fragaria vesca subsp. vesca, 441 nucleotides long. Its product is annotated as heat shock 22 kDa protein, mitochondrial-like. The record is from RefSeq and is a predicted model, not a curated record. The transcript has a single exon. Lineage: Eukaryota; Viridiplantae; Streptophyta; Magnoliopsida; Rosales; Rosaceae. The coding region runs from base 1 to 441 and encodes 146 amino acids.